This is a messenger RNA of Fusarium keratoplasticum, 1203 nucleotides long. RefSeq lists its product as uncharacterized. The transcript has a single exon. The record is from RefSeq and is a predicted model, not a curated record. Lineage: Eukaryota; Fungi; Ascomycota; Sordariomycetes; Hypocreales; Nectriaceae. Gene Ontology annotation, molecular function: hydro-lyase activity. The coding region runs from base 1 to 1203 and encodes 400 amino acids.
AUGGAGAGCCUCAUCAGCCAUGGUGUCAUUCCAGCCUCCAAGGUGCUCAGAUGUGUCGAGCUGCACGUCACCGGCGAGCCUGCCCGGAUCGUCUACCAUGGGUACCCUCAUCUUUCCGGGACCCUUCUCGAGCAGCGAGAGCAAGCACUCAGAGAGCAUGACGACUACCGGAAGAGGCUCUUGCUCGAGCCUCGUGGACACAAGGACAUGUACGGCGCGAUUAUCCGCCGUGAUACCGAGUUGAUCAGAUCCGGAGACGCCCACAUUGGAGUCCUUUUCUGCCAUAGCUAUGGGUACUCCCCUAUGUGCGGCCAUGCGACCAUUGCACUUGCAAGGUUUCUCGUUGACACACAAGACACUUCCAUCUUUCCGAACAGACACAAGUUGACUGUCGAUGAAAACGAAAAGACCGUCCAUAUCAAGCUACAUGCUCCAUGUGGCGUAGUGACAGUCAUUGUACCGGUAACCGACGACUCUCGGUGCGAUCAAAGCCGACCUAUCCGAUUCCUGUCAACUCCAGCGUACCCAGUCUGUCUCGGCCUGGAAGUGCCCAUCCCUGCUCACUGCCGCUGGCCACAACUUGGAGAGAGAUCCUCAGUUGUGUUGGACAUCGGCUACGGAGGUGCCUACUUCCUCGUCAUCGACUUGAGAGAAAUCGGAUUUGGUUCAGGCUUGAAGAGCAUCAGCCUGGAAGACGCUGUUUCAUGUGUCAAGAAAAUUGGCGAUGCCUUUGGCUCCAACGAAGCAAUCAUACACCAGUCUGGAAUGCCGGCACACAUGGCGCGUGUGGCCUACUACGCGGUUCUUUUAGAAGAUCCUUCAACUGGAGUCCGUCCCGCCGGAAUUCUUGAGGCAGGAUCAGGCAUGUGCAUAUUUGGAGAUGGCCAGGUCGACAGGUCUCCAACAGGGUCCGGAACGAGUGCUCGAAUGGCGUUGGCCUACGCAAGGGGUGCAAGGGGUGUUGGGCAGACUUGUGCAUACAACUCGCUCACGUCAAAUCACUUUGAAUCAGGUGCUUUCACAGCAACAAUUAUCAACGAGGUUCCAUGGAACGGACCAAAUGGGUUUCGCAAGGCAGUGGUUGUCGAGGUUGGCGGGCGGGCGUUUUACACCGGCUUCUCUACCUACUUUGUCGAGGACGGAGACAAAAUAGGGGACAGCGGGUUUCUAUCCAAGGAUUUUACAGUCAAGAAACCCUCCUAG